AUGGAAGACACACAAUCCGUUGCUUCACUCCUACAAUCAACAACCUCCAAAAUCCAACAACUUCAAAAAGCAUUUGCUGAGCUUGAAAGUCAUAGAGCAAUAACCCUAAACCUAAAAUGGAAACAAAUCGAAGACCAUUUUCAUGGGCUUGAAAAAUCCCUAAAAAGACGUUUCACAGAACUCGAAGAUCAAGAAAACGAAUUCAAAAUCAAAACAACUCAAUCCCAAAAACUUCUAGAAACUCGCCAAUCAGCCGUCAUAGCCAAAGAAGAAGCUUCCUUACAAAAACUCCAAGAAAAAAGAGACCUUGCAGUUGCCGCCAUAACCGGCGGCACUCCCAUGGUGGAAGAGAAACCACCACCACCAGCACCACCACCGCCGCCACUCGAGUUAACCCUAACAAACCCUCAACUCGCUAAACUAUGCGAAGAGAAUGAUGUGGCGGGGCUUCAUAAGUUCAUUUCAGACAACCGGAAAAAUCUUGCCACCAUAAAAGAGGAGAUUCCGGUGGCUUUACAGGUGGCGGAUGAUCCGGGUGGUUUUGUUUUGGAUUCGGUUAGUGGGUUUUACAAUUUGGUUGAUGGGAAAAAGGAUGCGAAUCUUUUAGGGCAACGAAGAACGUGUAUUAUGUUGAUGGAGUGUUUGAGUGUUUUGUUGGAGAAUGUUGAUGGGGUUUAUGUUAAAAGGGUAAUUUCGGAAAAUGUGAAGGAAAGGGCGAAGGUUAUAGCUGAUGAAUGGAAACCGAAAUUGGAUGAUCUUGAUUUGGAUGCAAGUAAUGGGAACUCAUUGGAAGCUCAUGCUUUUUUGCAACUUGUUGCUACUUUUGGUAUUGAUUCUUGUUUUCUUAAAGAAGAUUUGAUAAAAUUGGUGCCAAUGGUGGCUCGCCGCCACCAAACCGCUGAUCUUUGCCGCUUCCUUGGGUUGUCGGAGAAGAUGCCAGGUGUAAUUGAUGUGUUGGUGAAUAGUGGAAGGCAUAUUGAUGCUGUUAACUUAGCAUUUGCUUUUGAGCUUACAGAGAAAUUCUCUCCUGUUUCAUUAUUGAAAUCAUACUUAACAGAAGCAAGAAGAGUCCCUUCACUCAUCAAAUCAGGAAAUUUAUCUCCUGCACAGAAUGAUGUAAGCGAGCGAGAACUAUACGCCCUAAAAACCGUAAUAAAAUGCAUCGAAGAACACAAGCUGGAAGACCAAUACCCGGUGGGCCCGCUUCAAAAACGGAUACUCCAACUCGAGAAAGCCAAGGCCGACAAAAAACGCGCUACAGAAGUCGCCAAACCACAACCCAAAAGACCCCGAGCCAAUGGGAUAUCUCCGGUAUACGCGCCCCCUCCUCGAAACACAAACACAGACAAAAACUUUUAUCCUAGAAUCACAGAAAGGUAUGCACCCGCACCCACACCCAAACCGCAGUCACAGUAUGUGUAUGACAACAGACCAUAUGGGUAUGCGGUUCAACCCGAUACCCACAUGGGUGCGUAUAUGGAUCGGAACAUCGCUGGCGUAUUUAAAGUGGAGAUGAUGUCAUUCCUGAAGGGGAUCGAUGUGAACAGGAUACCGCCGACGGCGGUUGAGGUGGAGGAGGAGGCCGACGUCUCCUCUCCAAAUAGCACCAUCUCGAGCAUCAGCAGGAAGAGAAGCGAGAGAGAUCUUCCUAUCAACGAACAGGACGACGAGAGAGCUUCUUCUCGAAGCAUGAGCGACGAUGAAGACGGCGAUAACUCCCGGAAGAAGCUUCGGCUGUCAAAAGACCAAUCGACGAUACUUGAAGAGAGCUUCAAGGAACACAAUACUUGA
Lactuca saligna is the source of this 1791-nucleotide messenger RNA. The record is from the annotation of a GenBank genome assembly. Lineage: Eukaryota; Viridiplantae; Streptophyta; Magnoliopsida; Asterales; Asteraceae.